This is a messenger RNA of Torulaspora delbrueckii, 1872 nucleotides long. It is a transcript of the gene TFC1, whose product is annotated as transcription factor TFIIIC subunit TFC1. Bases 1 to 1872 code for a protein of 623 amino acids. Gene Ontology annotation, biological process: transcription initiation at RNA polymerase III promoter. The transcript has a single exon. NCBI's taxonomy places the organism in Eukaryota, Fungi, Ascomycota, Saccharomycetes, Saccharomycetales, Saccharomycetaceae. Gene Ontology annotation, cellular component: transcription factor TFIIIC complex. The record is from RefSeq and is a predicted model, not a curated record.
AUGUCCACUGAGGACAAUGGACUGAUAAGGGGUUCGCCUACUCCAGAGCGAUGUGCCGCUUUAGCCAAAGAGUAUACUUUGGACAUUCCUAGGAUACCAAGUCUCGAGCUACCCUUGCAUGUCUCUUCCAGCCAAGAUAGCGUCACCAAGGCUAUCAAGAUGUGUGGUGGACUUUCCAAGAUCAAGGAAGUGCUGAAUGAGCGUGGUGAGAGUGCUGAAUCACAAAAGGGAUUGGAGUUGUAUUUAAAUGAAGGUUCCCAUAGGGAUUUCUCAGAUAAGUUCUUCAAUGAGCACCCGAUUAUUGGCAAAAAAGUACCUUACAGAGACGAGUCAAUUGUACUUAAGAUUGAGAUGCCAAAGGGAACGUUAGCCAAAAAUAAUGGAAACAUUCAAAAGUCUCUGGAAUCGUUAAGAAGCCGAGAUGUUAGAGUCACCCCGGUGGCUAUAAUCAACAAUACGAUCAAGUUCAGAGAAAUGUCAGAUUUCCAGGUGAGACUAGAUAAUGCACCUUCAGCUACUGAAUUCAAGGAUAGCUUUGACUCGCUUGAUUGGAACAACAUGAAAGCAUUCGUCGAUUCAGUACCGGACUUUGAUACACGGCCGUUCGAGAACAUAAGUAAUCUGAUGAUGGAUCGAUCGUCAAAGAUCCCAAGUCUUGAUUUUCAAUUGCCUCCACCACCUAGAUUUUCAAUGGUUGGUCUACCGUAUCAAUACAAGUACAAAACAAAUCCCUUCGCUACAAAGAAAUCCAAUGGCGCUGCAGAAGUGAAGGGUACAUACAUUAAAAACUAUCAGCAAUUUGUACAUGACAUGAAUGAGGUUACAGAGACUCCUGCGAACCCCCAUCCUUCAUUGCAGAAAGAUUACGAAGUCGCCAGAGCGACAGGUGUCUAUCCAGGAACAAAGAAAGAAUCCAAUUUCUACCAAAAUUUAGAGGAGUGUCUUAAAGUUCUUGGAGAGCUAUUCUCAAAGAGACCCAUCUGGGUCAAGAGACACAUUGACGGAAUUGUGAGCAAGGAUUUGCACCAUACUUUGAAAAUUGCCUUGGCACUUCUUUCCUACCGGUUUACUAUGGGACCAUGGAGAAAUACCUAUAUCAAAUUUGGUGUAGAUCCUCGAACAUCUUCCGCAUACGCAAAAUAUCAGACGGAGUACUUUAAGAUCGAGAGGAAAUUACUACGUUCACCAAUCUUGAAGAAAAAUAUGCCUAGCCCCCCAGCACCGGUAUAUGAAUCGAAUAAUCCAGGAGAUAUUGACAGUCGAUUCAAAUUUAAUGGGAAACAAAUCCCUUGGUAUCUGAUGCUGCAAGUAGAUUUACUAGUGGAAGAACCAAAUAUUGCCGAAGUUUACUCCAAGGCAGAGUUCUUGCCGAAAGCAAAUGAACUCACAGGCUGGUUUCAAGAACUAGAUCUGGCAAAAAUAAGAAGGAUAGUAAAGUAUGAGUUGGGUUGUAUGGUCCAAGGAAAUUACGACUUCAAUGAGUACAAGCUGAAGUAUUUCAAAACAAUGGUCUAUGUCAAGGAAUCGAUGAUCAAAGAGCAGAGUACGGAUCAAGAUGGCGACGUGAAUAUGGACGAGGAUAGCAACGAGCCCAACCAAAACAAGGAAGAAUCCGAUGAAGAUGAGGAGAAUGGUGUUGCUUCAGGCGAAGCUGACGAAGUUGCCUUAGAGGCCGAUGAGGCCGAUGAAGAUGAAAACGUUCGAGUCGACGAGGCCCAGGAUGACGAAGGUGAUGACUACGAUGAUGCCGCAUUUGAGAUCAAUUCCGCCACAUUUCAAGAGGUCAUUGACCGCAUUUCCAGGCUGAAUCCCGAAGUUGCUCAACGUCUGCAAAACGACCUGACUGGCCUGGUCAACGAAGCCAACCUUUGA